Pipistrellus kuhlii (Kuhl's pipistrelle) is the source of this 2456-nucleotide messenger RNA. RefSeq names its product F-box only protein 48. NCBI's taxonomy places the organism in Eukaryota, Metazoa, Chordata, Mammalia, Chiroptera, Vespertilionidae. Gene Ontology annotation, biological process: SCF-dependent proteasomal ubiquitin-dependent protein catabolic process. The record is from RefSeq and is a predicted model, not a curated record. Gene Ontology annotation, molecular function: protein binding. Gene Ontology annotation, cellular component: SCF ubiquitin ligase complex.
GAGGAAGUUUUCUGUCGAAUACAGGCAUUAAAAUACUCACUACCAAUAUUCCUUGGGAUUAUAAACAACCAACUGAGCGGGAGCAACUGUGGCCUUACAAGAACAUACACAUGAAGAGCAUUAUUGGUCCCAUGUUACAGAUUGAAAAGCUCAAGUCAAGAAAGUUAAAAUUUUUAAAAUCAUGCCCAAAAAGUUAUCUGGCUCACAGUGGGACCCGUAGUCUAAUCUGAAGAGACUGAAUAGUUUUAAACUCUGACUUUUAGGUUACCUAUGCGGAUAAUUAACUAAAACAGCAAGCUAUGCAGAAUAACUCCAAGAGGAACCAUAAUUCAAGAGUUUCCGAUAUAGACUUGAACUCUGUGGAUACUGAGAAGGAAAAAAUGAAUCAAAAUAACUUCUUUAAAUGGCUGCCUCAAGAAAUUGCUUUACACAUUUUCGGUGAGCUGGACAUUCAGAGUUUGUGCAGGGCUUCAAUGACAUGCGUGAGCUGGUUUGCCACAAUAAGAAACAAUGACUCCUUAUGGAAACCUCAUUGCUUGGCUAUACAAGAUGUCUGCAAAAGAGAAGUAGAUGAUGAUCGAAAAAGCGGUUAUUCCUGGAGGGACAUACUACUGAGGAAUUACAAGAAGAGUCAAGUGAAACUUGGAUGGCUAAGUGGCAGAUACAGCAACAUAUGUUCUCCUAUUAGCCUACCAGAAUCAAUCAUGUGCCCAAUGGAUGCAGAAACCUGGGGCGAAAUUCUAGAGGCAGAAUUGAGAAGACCAAAUCACAAACAGAUCUCAUAAAUGUGAGAAUUUAAACCUAAAAUGACUCUUAGGUUGUAAAAGGUAUAUCUUUAUCCACUCAUUUUGUUGUUGUUGUUGUUCACUUUUUUAAAAAUUUAAUGUUUAAAAGUAGAAAAUUUUUUAAAAGUAAAGCUGUGUUUUUACUUGGCACUUUAGUAAGAAAUAUUUUUCUGGUUUUAAUGUAACAUGAAAAAAUCAUGAAAUGUAUUUUAUAUAAAAAAUAAUGUACCAGUAGAGUAAUUUCAAAAUGUAUUGUUUCAUGUAUUUGUGUUUAUUGUGGUACUUGAAUGAGAAUAGAGUUUGGCAUUUUCUGAUUAAUGAUAAGUCAAAAAUUCAGCAAACCAUUUGAAGAAGCUGUCUUGGAAAUCAUUAAAUGGUUUAUGGGAUGAUAACCUAAAUUAAAUUGAUAGCAAUAUGUUUAAAUGUAUAGUAAAUGUAUAUUUCAAUAACUUUAAGUUUUCCAUUUCAGUGAAAUCAGAUUGAACUGUUAGACAUUGAAACCAUUAUAAAAUGUACUAAAUUUGUGGUUUAGUUUCAAAUUAAUCUGAUCAUGGGGCUAAAACAUUCAGAAUACUUAACUACCAUCAGGACUGCCAUUCUAUUGUUCCUAGCAAGCCUCUCUUUCUGCCCAUCUUAUAGCACCAUCUAGUGUUUUACUCAUAGAUAACCACGACAAAGGACCGCUCCUUUCAGUUUUCUCCACAUUAAAAAAAUAUAUACAUUGUUUCAGAGAACCCUAAAUACGUGACUUUGUUAAAGUUUAUAGCUUCCCAGUAACCUUUAAUUUAAUGUUUGUUCUCUUUUUCUUAAAAGUAGGUGCCAUAGUAUACACUCUACCAGAUUGUUUAUUCUGAAUCUGUGGCCAGCACCAUCAUAGAAGGUGCUUACAAAACAUUUUAGUUAGGAUGGCGUUCUCUUCUUAUACUGUGCUCUAUAGCAUGAAGAUUAAGAAUCCAGAAAAGCAGUGUUUAACAAAUAGGCAAAUAUGAGAAAGAUCCCUUAUUCUCUACAAAUUCUUUUUGUUGGAUCAACCCAGUAAUGAUUGCUUGUCUCUUAUGAUCUUCUUAGAGUUUGAAAGGGCCUUAAAGAUCAGGCAGUCCAAUCUCUAAGACUGUUUGGCAACCUCCCCUUUAGGAAUGUUCUUCCUAUCACUCAUCAUUAAUUCUUUUCUUAGCAACCUCUUUUGUAAAACUUGUCAUCUUGAUCCCGAAACCAUCCCUAACUUCCACUACCAUUCUGGAUUAAGUGGCCCUCUGAAGGUUCCCCAUAGUUCUUUGUGCCAUUCUCAAAGCUGCAAUAGUACAUUAAAUUUGUUUGUUUAUCAGUCUGUCUCCCCCUUUAAACUGUGGGAUUUUUGAUGGCAGAGACCAUUUAUUUAUUUUUGUGUUUCCAAAGCCUGGAACAUAGUAGGUAUUCCAUAAAAAAAUAUUAAAUUAUUUGUGUGUUAUUUAUUUUAAUUCUACCCAAAUUAUAUAAUAAAAACAAUUUACUAUAUUAUUAGUAGUCAAGUAUUGAAAUGCAAUGUAAAACUCCUAAGAUUUAUGGUAUGCUUGAUAUUAAUUCUAAUAUAUGAAUAAUUGUUUUGGUAUGCUCAAAAGUUGUAAUAGAAAAAUCAGAAAGUAGAAAUAUUCUUUUUUAUUUUUUUAAAUAAACACUUGAAAAUACACUUCA